This is a messenger RNA of Schizosaccharomyces japonicus yFS275, 2975 nucleotides long. Its product is annotated as cytokinesis protein Cyk3. The transcript has 2 exons. The record is from RefSeq and is a predicted model, not a curated record. The coding region runs from base 27 to 2807 and encodes 926 amino acids. Gene Ontology annotation, cellular component: cell cortex of cell tip; cell cortex; cell cortex of non-growing cell tip. Gene Ontology annotation, biological process: mitotic actomyosin contractile ring contraction; mitotic division septum assembly. NCBI's taxonomy places the organism in Eukaryota, Fungi, Ascomycota, Schizosaccharomycetes, Schizosaccharomycetales, Schizosaccharomycetaceae.
CACACAUACACGAACUCUGUUGGCAGAUGCAGAAUCUUAGGCCGUUGCCUUGCAUUGUUCGUGCUCUUUAUGAAUGGCGUGGAGAACGCUCAGGAGACCUGAGUCUCAAUGAAGGUGAUCUAGUUGAAUGUCUAAGCUAUGGAGACGGAAAAUGGUGGAUCGGUAGAAGUUUGGAUGGAAACAGCCAAGGAUUGUUUCCAAGUAAUUUUGUUGACUUUGUGGAUACAAAAGGAAGCUCACCUCAAAUGAUACCAAAUGAAAUACCAAGAAAAAGUCCAAUUUCCGGAUCAAGUCCUAGCUACGGUCGGUCUCGAAGGAACAGCAGUGCUCGGCCUUCCAGCAGAGCAGAUUCCACAUAUAGCUUAUCGACAAGCCCUCUCACUUCCUCUGCUACAGGCCCUAUUUCGUCACCAAUGAAGCUCUCCCAGGGAUCUUUUCAAUCUGGUUUACAACAAAGUAGCAGGAACAGCUUUUCCGACUCAAGACAUUUGUUACCAACAAAUUCAAAUGCUUCCAUCAUGAAUAAAUCCCGUUCACGACAUUCCAGUCGAGCUCCAUCACCGGCAUUCGUCAACUCCUCAGUUGACAGGGCCAAAUUGUCUCCCAGUCCGAUGCAAAGUGCUAUGGAAGAUGUCAUGUCCUCUCUUAACAAAAUGCAUGUCCGUCGGAAGUCAGCUGCCUCUUCCAUUUUAGGUGCUGAUGCACGGUCUGUCAUAACUGCCGAUGUUGCUAGCAUCAUGAGCCGAACCCCUUCCCCUCGACCUGUUUCCCCGUCUAUUCCAAAUGCAACAGUUUCUUGGCAGAAAAACGCCAGUACAACCUCAGUUCGUCAAACGUCAAACAAGCCUCCACCUUUGCCCACGAAGGCGGCUACGACUGUUGCGGCUCUCGCAGCUGCUACCGCGGCAGCUGUUCCCUCUCCUGUACAGCCAAUAUCUGUUGCUCGCAUGAAUACCCGCACAAGUCAGAAAUCCAUGGCACGUUCUUCUGCUGAGUUUGUUCCGCAUCACAGACGUUUUCAGAGUGCACCCGCACCUAUUCCAAAACCGGUCUCAACUUUUGUACCAUUAAGCAGGGUUGAAACAAACAUAUCUAGCCUGUCACCACCCGCACACGGAUCGAACCAACGUCCGUCUAGUUCACAAUCUUUUCGCAAACGAAGCACUGGGUUUUUUAAACAGGCUUUUAGAAAACUUUUGGGACGACACUCAUCCAAGCGUAUAGCGACAUUUUCGUCUUCCAAUUCGGAUCCAGCUUUAGGAAGUUCGAGAGCAGCGAUCGUUGAAAAAGCAAAUCAGUCUACUACUCCAAUACCCUCUCAUACCCUUGAGGCUGCUCGAAGAGAUUUACAACGUGUGGCUACUUAUCAAUCGGAUGAACUAUCCAAAAAACGCCAAUUCGUUGUAGAAACAUUGCGCAUGCCUUCUUAUCAACCAUUCCGAGUACUGAAUAACUGUGCAGGUAAUGUGCUGGUAGACGGCGAGGCUAUCGCUUUUAGUCAUGGAUUAGAUACACGAAACAUGAAUUUUAGUCUUGUUGACAAGCAGGCACGAUCUGUACAGAUUUCUGAUUCUUUUGUUAGUAUCAAGAACUUAACGAGGACUUAUCUUUGUAAUGGAUUGGACAACCCUAUUUUUAAAAUGCGUGCUAUUUUUAUCUUCGUUGCUGAACGUAUUGAAAUGGAAGAGCCAAAUAAUUCUUUUCUUCCUGUUCGAUCCAGCAAACAAGUACUUGAAGAGUGUCGUGGUUCACCUUCUGAAAUUGCACUAUUAGUAAAAGACAUGUGCAAUUGCGUUGAUAUCUGGUGUGAAACCGUUCACGGUUUCCUGAAGUCUCCGGAUAAUCCAUAUUAUGCUAAAGUCACCUCAAUAAAUCACACCUGGAAUGUGGUGACAGUCGACGAAGAAGUUCGUUUGAUUGACGCUUGUUUGGCAAACCCUAUGCAUCCGCAUAGCGUUUUAUCUACGCAGAAUGCCGAUGACUUUUAUUUCUUGAUGAAACCACAUGAAAGUAUUCACUUGCAUGUACCAGAAAACCCUGAUCAGCAGUUUCUGGAGCCUGAUAUUUUAGCUCCAAUCGCUAUGUCACUCCCUUACGUUUCAUCCGUCUACUUUACUCUUGGCCUACAACUUUCUAGAUAUGACACGAGCUUAUUGCAUCUAUAUGGUUUACGGUGUCUUCAAUUAGACAUGCAGAUACCUCCCGAUGUUGAGUGUGUUGCGGACGUUGAUUCGUCCAUCAAUUUCUCAAGAACCAAGGAAGCUGACGCAGGCAGUAAGUACGCUUUAACUCAGUCGUACUAUUUAAAUUCGUCAACUCGGAUGGUUCGAAUAAAGGCUGUUAUGCCCUCCAAUUGCAAAAAUGCGGUGUUACGCAUUUAUGCCGGCAGGAAAGGUGCAACAAACACCACUAAGGCAAAUGCCUAUCCCAUGGCAGUGUCAAUUCCUUUCUUCCAUACCGGUGAGAACUCGCCUUUUGAAUUUGUUACGCGACAUCCGGUUCUUCAUGCACCUCCCGUCGAUCUCUACAUAGUAACUCCACAAAGUGGUUGGCUCUAUGUCGGCGCUGAAUACACAUUCCGCAUAAAGACCCAUGCUGCAAAUAAUGCUCAAGUUCCCGCCGAGGUUCGUUUAGCAGUGCAAACACCAACCGGCAGGAUUGUUCGUCUCCAUUCGGAGAAUGGUUAUGAGCAAAACAAGCAGUUAUACUUUACUCUUAGAAUAUCCGAAACUGGCGAGUACAGAGCACUUGUUUUGGGUGAAAAAAUUGGACGCUGGAUCGUUUUUGCAACGUGGAAAGCAAUUUAAUUAACGUUUUAUUAAUGCACCCUCACCCACUAAAAACUCUUUGCUCAGUGCUUACAUAAGCAAGAUCGUUCCCAUUAAUUCUGUUCAAGAUACUUAGAGUUACGAUGCCUAAAUAUAUUUUUUGCAUGUUAAAAUUAGAAAGAAUAUAAACUAGAAUGUGAUAUCCCA